AUGAAGUUAAUAAAAAAUCACUUUGAACGUUUAGCGAAUGAACUUAUGCAUGAAAUAUUUGAUUAUUUAUCGUCGAAUGAUUUAAUAGAAAGUUUUAGUCAUUUAAAUAAACGUUUUACUAUUGUUUUAUCACAACGUUUAUUAAAAAUUGAUUUAUCACAUUUAACAAAAAGUCAAUAUGAAAAUUUAAUUCAUAUUAUACCAUCAAAUCAAAUAAAUUCUUUAAAAAUUUCACAUAAGUCAACCAUAAAUAUAUUAUUCCGUAUUUCAUUUAAUUUAAUGAAUAACCUUCAAAUAUUAAUAAUAUCUCAUGUUACUUAUAAUGAUUUACGAUAUUUAUUUGAGAUAAAAAAUACUUUUUUAACUUUUCAACAAUUACAUACAUUAAAAAUUCAAUCAACAAAUUUUAAUGGUCUUGAUCGAGAAAGAAUAUUUGUAUUACAAAAAAUUUUUUCACAAAUGCCAAAAUUACGUAUAUGUCAAAUACCAUUAAUGGAUGUUAAUGAUUUUGAUGAUUUAAUACCUACAUUUACAUUAGAACAAUUAAUUAUUGAUUAUUGUACAACAAUUUGUUUAGGUAAAUAG
Molecule: messenger RNA, 585 nt
Organism: Rotaria sordida
Lineage: Eukaryota; Metazoa; Rotifera; Eurotatoria; Philodinida; Philodinidae
Source: the annotation of a GenBank genome assembly